This is a messenger RNA of Metopolophium dirhodum (rose-grain aphid), 785 nucleotides long. RefSeq lists its product as uncharacterized. Gene Ontology annotation, molecular function: sequence-specific DNA binding. The coding region runs from base 81 to 785 and encodes 234 amino acids. NCBI's taxonomy places the organism in Eukaryota, Metazoa, Arthropoda, Insecta, Hemiptera, Aphididae. The transcript has 2 exons. The record is from RefSeq and is a predicted model, not a curated record.
CUGUAGGCCGUUUUUGUUUUCGGUCAAUGAAAUCAUUUUUAUUUGGUAGGUAGGUACCUAUUAAAAUAUUCAAAAUUGAAAUGAGUAAUCAGAUCUGUUGUGUUGUUGGUUGUACAAAUACAUAUAAAAACACGACGAAUGUUAGUUUUUUUCGUUUUCCUGGUAAACCUCAUGAAAUUCUACAGGAAAAUAAAUGGAUUCAAGCAGUGAAGCGAAAAAGCUCUAACAAUCAACCAUGGAAACCGAAUCAAAAUUCAAGAAUAUGUAGUGAACAUUUUAUUGAUGGUAAACCAUCCAAACACCCAAAUAGUCCAUCAUUCUAUCCAACAAUAUUUCCUAAAAUAUACAAACAGAAUGUUCCAGCACAAGAGAGUGUCAGUCGCUUCAAUCGUUUACAAAAAAGAAAAUCUUGUAAUACAAUUAUAUCUACCAAUUCAAGAAUAUCUAAUAAUUUAACUGUAUCAAAUGAACUUGUCUGCCCUGAUGUUGUAAAACACACUGAGGAUAAAUCUACUCAAACUUCUAUGAAUUUAAUUAAUAACAGUUUUGAAUUUUCUUGUGUCUUUUCCAAUAACAAUGUUAACACUCAAGCAAAUAUUGUUGGCUUAGAUUCAAUUUAUUUUAAACCUAAAAUGGUUGAUAAAUGUGAAGGUAGCGUAAACUAUGACAUCUUAGAAUAUUUUAGUGGUUUUAAGUCUUUAAAAAAUGAAAGUCAUUUAAUAUCUUUAUGUGGUGUUAACUUUGAAACUUUUAAUAUUUUUCUAAAUUUAAAAUUUAAACUUUAG